Molecule: messenger RNA, 721 nt
Organism: Halichondria panicea
Lineage: Eukaryota; Metazoa; Porifera; Demospongiae; Suberitida; Halichondriidae
Product: SANT and BTB domain regulator of class switch recombination-like
Exons: 2
Coding region: 218-700 (160 amino acids)
Source: RefSeq, a predicted model, not a curated record
UUUCUUUCUUUGCUGCCUCACUAUGUCUUUCAUGGAUGAACAGUGACAACAGCAAGAAAAAGUAAGGCCUGGGAACGAGGCUAUAUUUUUAUCACAAAGUCAUAAGCCAAUAUUCAAUAAGGAAAAGGUCAGCUAUUGUAAAAGUCAAAAACUGUAAAAACAUUGCAAAUAGUGGGAGGGGCUACCUUGCAAAAAUAUUUCAUUCCCAGAUCAGAGAAUGGCCUACCCAAGAAGCGGUCCAGCCGCUAGAGCAGUAGCUCUAGACCUCAUGCUGAGGACCUUCAUGAACUCAGCUGACUUCCACACCUCCAACCCCAGGAUCUGGGACAGCAUAGCCAAGCUAGUGCCAGGAACCACUCCACAGCAGUGUGCUCAGAGGUGGGAAGAGCUUCGAUUGACCAACAGUACAGUGGCUGGUGAUCUCUCAGGACUGACUGCUACUGGUCGACCCAUCUCAAGCCACGGUCGGAAGCAAAUCAACAAACUAGUCCGCUCCAUGCUCAAUCAGCCAUCAAACAGACACGCCCACAACUCUGUACAAGAUCACACCCAUCACUUGACCUCUCGGCCACCCAGUGUGUUAUCAGAACGCUCCAAGAAUUUCACCAUGCAAGGUUCUCCUCCUCCACCCUCACACCACUCAAGCUUAUCGCCAGGCUGGGGUCAAAGUUCACUCCACUGGAGGCCGAGAAUCUGGUAGACAAGAAGGACAAAGUAAAGA